AUGCUGUUGCCUAGAAUGGACCUGUUGAACCCUCAGUACCUGGACAAGAUGAACAACAACAUCGGGAGACUGCACUACGGAGAUGAAUCCAGGACUCCCUCGCUGCCCUCGGCUAUAUUAUCAAACAUUACUGGUCCACCUCCGCUCUGCCCAAGCAAACGGAAGUAUGACGACGAACAAAAGGACCAAAUGAAUUGUGACGAUGACCACAUGACCAAAAUGAGCAGAUUGUUUGCCACUCACCUGGCUCGUACCUCUCCUGGAGACAAUCACAAUGAGCACUGGAGCCUGAGGCACAGUCCAAUGGAACACAUCAGCUCUUCCUCCAAUGGUCUCCAUGGGAACCAUCUGUAUGCUUCCAUUUCUGGCUUUGCUGUGGAAGAGCCACUGGCUCUGACCAAAAGUAGCCUUGACAACGCUGUCGGGGGCAAGGAGAUGUCUGUAGUCAGUACAGCUGUUGAGCGGCAGCAGAAUCGCCCCUCUGUUAUCACAUGUGCACCUGCAAGCAAUCGCAAUUGUAAACUCUCUCACUGUCACAUGAAUGGCUGCUCUCCGAGUCCAACCUCAGAUGAGAGGAAGACCAAUGCUAACACAAUUUGCGAUCCUGUGAUUGAGGAACACUUCCGCCGUAGCCUGGGAAAAAACUACAAAGAAGCAGAACCCGCGGCCAACCCAGCGUCCAACUCUGUCUCCAUCACAGGCUCUGUGGAUGACCACUUUGCCAAAGCACUUGGAGACGCUUGGAUCCAGAUCAAGGCCAAAGGUGGGGGUCACCAGGCCCCAGAAGCAGAUUCAUGA
Molecule: messenger RNA, 798 nt
Organism: Nerophis lumbriciformis (worm pipefish)
Lineage: Eukaryota; Metazoa; Chordata; Actinopteri; Syngnathiformes; Syngnathidae
Source: RefSeq, a predicted model, not a curated record